This is a messenger RNA of Trichoplusia ni (cabbage looper), 2292 nucleotides long. Its product is annotated as cytochrome P450 6B5-like. NCBI's taxonomy places the organism in Eukaryota, Metazoa, Arthropoda, Insecta, Lepidoptera, Noctuidae. Bases 564 to 2111 code for a protein of 515 amino acids. The record is from RefSeq and is a predicted model, not a curated record. The transcript is spliced from 2 exons. Gene Ontology annotation, molecular function: monooxygenase activity; iron ion binding; oxidoreductase activity, acting on paired donors, with incorporation or reduction of molecular oxygen.
UAUGUAUUUUGUGUGACAAUGUAAUAUUAAGAGAUAACAGCUGAUUUGGUGAUGGAGCUGGAGCUGGCCAUAGAUAGAGGUUAAGAUUCGUUUGAAUUGUCCUUUCGGGUCCUUCGGUCUUUUGCUGAUUUGUGGUCUUUGCCCUAUUACUCGUCUGCUCUAAUGGCCAUAGGUUCUUUGUCGCCAGGCCACUGCCAUUUCAGCUAGCAUGUAGGUACUGCUAAUGUUUGUCUAAUCCUCUAUCCAUGUAGUAUAAGUAAAGAAUAUUCUAUUGUAUUCUCAUGUUCACUUCAUUGAAAGUCAAAAUACAUGAAGCUAUAAAAGUAAUGAUUAUUUAGAUGUCAACGAUGGUCGAUAAAAAUAAUUUAUUAUCCUAAACUGACAUUUAAGUCAUUCUUUUCUUUUAUCCUAUUUUACUGCUGUAGAUAACCCACAUUAGUAAUUUUAUUACAUUCAUUAUUCAUUAAUGCUGAUUAACAGCAAUUAAUGGCACCUUAUAAUAUAAGAAAUAGCUUAACAUAAACUUCAGUUCGAGAGGCGUUGUGAGGAACAGCGAUAGUAAUAUGAUGCUACUUCUGCUUGCACUAGCAGUGCUCGCCUUAUCAUACCGCUAUUCUACCAAAAAUCACGACUACUGGCGCAAACGUAACAUAAAACAUGAAAAACCGAUCCCUAUAUUUGGGACAUCGUUCAUAAACAAAAUCGGAAGGAAGAGCUUCUCCGAAAUUACUACAGAACUCUAUAAAAAAUAUUCUGACGAACCUGUCGUCGGUUUAUUUGAUGGAACUACUCCAGAACUGAUAAUUCAAGACCUGGACAUUGUGCGCCGGAUAAUCAAUGUAGACUUUGCAUAUUUUUAUCUACGAGGGCUUGGCAGAAAUCCUAAAAUAGAGCCCGAGUUUUAUAAUCUUUUCCAUAUUGAAGGUGACGGCUGGAAACUGAUACGACAACGUCUGAACCCAGCGUUCACGCCGGCUAAGUUAAAGAAUAUGUUUCCACUUGUGGUAAAAUGCGGAGAAAAACUGCAGAUAGUCGGGGAAGAGGUCGUCAACCGCGGUGGUGAGUGUGACGUGCGCAACCUGAUGGCGCGCUUCACCAUGGAGUUUAUUGGAGCCUGUGGCUUCGGGAUAGAAAUGGAUACCAUCAACAAUGAACACUCCUCCUUCAUAGAGUUAGGCAAUAAAUGGUUUAGACCAAAUUUCAGAAAAUCUCUCUUGACUGCACUGUAUGAUCUAUUCCCGGACACCAGAACAAUAGUUCAAAAGCUACUUAAAGACUCUCAGAUUAUUGUGUCACUAACAGAGCUUUUAAAAAAUAUACGUGCAGAGAGGAACUUUAAGCCUAUCGGUCGUAAUGACUUUAUUGAUCUUCUUUUGGAACUCGAAGGCAAAGGAAAGAUGACAGGGGAAUCUAUUGAGAAAAGGAACCAGGAUGGGAAACCAGAGCAAGUAGAAAUGGAAAUGGAUCUUACUUGUAUGGCGGCACAAGUGCUAUUAUUUUUUACAGCAGGUUUUGAAACCUCGUCUUCAACAACCAGUUUUACGUUACAUCAACUUGCUUAUCAUCCAGAAGAACAACAGAAAAUACAGAAAGAGAUAGACAUGGUGUUAAAUAAAUACAAUAACAAAUUGUGUUAUGAUUCCAUAUCUGAAAUGAAAGCAUUGAGUAAUGGAUUCAAAGAAGCAAUGAGGCUCUUCCCUUCAUUAGGGACUCUCCACAGAGUUUGUGCCAGAAAGUACACCAUACCCGGUUUGAAUGUAACCCUUGAUCCUGGUGUGAAGAUUAUAGUUCCUCUUCAAGCCAUACAAACUGAUGACAAGUAUUUCGACAAUCCCUCACAGUUCAUGCCUGACAGGUUUAAUGACCCCAAUGUAGAAAGACACAAGUACGCGUAUAUGCCGUUUGGUGAAGGACCAAAAGCAUGUAUAGGUGCUCGUCUUGGUAAUAUGCAGUCUUUGGCGGGGCUUGCGGCUGUACUACACAAGUUCUCAGUGGAACCCGCACCUAACACACAGCGCUACCCUGAACUGGACCACGGGAGUAACGUCGUACAAUCCAUCAAGGGAGGCUUACCUCUCAAACUGACUCUCAGAAACAAAGCAGUAACCUAACUCUGGUUCUGUAGUUGCAUUACUGAUUACACAUACUGGUACCUAAAUAUACACUAUGUCUUUUUCAUGAGGAUGUUUCAGUUUACCAGUAGGUCCAAUCAAGUAUCCAGAUCCUUAUAUUUUUUUACCGAUUUGAAAAAACACGAAAUUCGUAUUUUACACAUAUUCUGGCCACAUACAC